GGAGAAGUCCUCAAGCCGGAAGGGCCAUACAAUAACAGACAACUCACGGUGCUUCUACCCCCAAUCCUCUUUUGUUGUCUUUUCCGGUUGAGCUGCCCCUCGUGAUUACUACUAUACUAGCUCUCGGUUUGUGUCGGUCUCAAGCUUUGAAGUUUGCUUGUACUCUCCCAAUUUCCACCAGCCAUGUUGCUCGAAUACAGCGUCGAGAAGCCUCUCAACCGUGAGCCUCCGUUGAAAGAUCUCGUUCAAAGCUUCAUCACCAAGACUGCUACCGCCUAUGACAGAAAUCAUGGCCCGCUCCCUCAUAUCAAUGGCGACACUCAUAUGGUUCGCAUUGACGGCCUCGUGAAAGAUACCGUCAACAUUUCCAUGUCUCAGCUCCGCAACGAUUUCCCUCAACAUGAAGUUAUUUCUGCUCUACAGUGUGCGGGAAAUCGCAGGCAUACCAUGCGUACAGAAUUAAAAGAGGUGGACGGUAUAGAUUGGAAUGACGGAGCAGUUUGCAAUUGCACCUGGAGUGGCCCGCUCCUAUGCGACGUCCUUUCCCGGAUAGGAGUUACUAUAGAAGGUGAUGCACAUGUAGCUUUCUCCUGCCACAUGACGGACUGCCAAGAUGACAGAUACUACGGGAGUUCGAUAAGCCUAGCUCGGUGCAUGGACCCGGAGAUGAAAGUCAUUCUGGCCCUGGAUAUGAACGGAGCUCCUCUCACAAUCAACCAUGGCUUUCCACUCCGCAUAGUGAUCCCGGGAAUUGCUGGUGCGCGUUGGACUAAAUGGCUCGAUCGCAUUACCAUUCAAGACGAAGAAAGCAGCAACUUUUACAUGCAGAGAGACUACAAAAUUCUACCCCCCGAGAUUGACACUCGCAAGAAGGCAAAUGACUAUUGGCAUAAGGCCAAACCGCUACAAAUGAUGCCCGUUAACUCGGCUAUCUGCUACCCAGCCACCGGUGACACCAUCUUCCUAGAUAAACUCACUGAUGGUGAGCUAGAGAUUGCAGGAUACGCGCUUCCUAAGGGUGACGAAGGUCCGGUCGUCAAGGUGGAAAUUUCGAUAGACCAAGGCAAAACCUGGGAUGAAUCCAGGCUCCUCUACCCCAGCCCAGAAGAGCUAUGCAAACCUGGUGCUGCCAAAAAGUAUAGAUGGGCCUGGGCAAUCUGGCAGCACAAACUCCCCGCAGAAAAGACCAAAAAGAUGGACAAGUCCACCAAAAUAUGGAGCAGAGCCACUGACAAGGCUGGUAACGUCCAGAAAGUCGAGGACAUAAAGUGGAACUUUAGAGGAGUCGGGUACAAUGGCUUCGGCGAGAUCAAAAACCUCACCAUCAUCAACACACAUGAGCUGAGCAGGAAGGCCGGAAACAUGAAGCUUGGAAAUGGAUACAAGGCAUAG
Tuber melanosporum (Perigord truffle) is the source of this 1392-nucleotide messenger RNA. RefSeq lists its product as uncharacterized. The record is from RefSeq and is a predicted model, not a curated record. Lineage: Eukaryota; Fungi; Ascomycota; Pezizomycetes; Pezizales; Tuberaceae. Gene Ontology annotation, molecular function: molybdenum ion binding; oxidoreductase activity. The transcript is spliced from 6 exons. Gene Ontology annotation, cellular component: mitochondrion. Bases 184 to 1392 code for a protein of 402 amino acids.